AUGUCGACAUUAUCGGCCAUUUCCCGAAUCUAUGAUGAUCUCCGAUGCAGUCGCACAAUACAGCCUUUAUAUUGGGACACCCUUGAAGAACGUCUUUUGAUAUUCUGUAAACCGUCUCUUCGGUUACCCCGCAUACAAACACGACGUUCCAAGGGGGAGUAUAUGUCGCAAUAUAGACACAAAAAAGCGCAGGGGGUUUAUUUAGAUGUCCUAGAGAAUUAUACUCGUAUCUUUCUUCCCUUCUUACUUGCAGUUUCGGCUCGAGCUUGCCCGCGCAUUGAUUUGGUCGCAGUUAGCCAACAUCUAAGCAAGCAGCCUAGAAUCAAAGUCAACCGAAGCACACGAUCAAUCCUUGAAAAUGCAGCUGAAAAGGUUGGCGUUUUUGAAAGCACCAAUUUUAAAAGGCUGGCCGAACUACUUUUCGUUCCUGAUGAUUGCCAGACACCAACGCCCACUACAGGUGCGGGAACUGAGGAUUCAUGGACAUACAACGCAUCUAAUUUGGACGCUGUCGCCGAUAUUUUCGGCGAGCGGAUUUAUUCGGCUGUUGAGAGUUCUGCAGGCCGACUUAUCGAGAAAGCAAAAAGUUCAAUCUCUCGUAUAACGGAGAGUAUAAGGUCCAAGUUCCCUCGAAAUAACUCUGAAGAUGCGAUUGUAUGCCUAAACAUCGGAUUCGGCAGUGAUCUAAUCCGCAGCCUGUUUCCGACAGCGUACCGGAGUUUGUUUUCGCUCGAAACUAAUUCGAGGGAGCAAUUGGUCACAAAUUCUGCAAGAGUUUUACUACAACAGCAAGGGCCAAUUAUAUCAGCGACAGAAGAUCGUAAUGCCUACUUUACAAUUGAAGGUGCCUCUGUCUCAGCUAUCGACUCAAUCUUCGGUCCCCAAAUCUGUCAGGCGAUUCAAGAGAGCCAGCUGCGGAAGUGGGAAAUUGAACAUUCACUUAUUAGGACAACAGACUGUGUUACUGUUGAUAUAUGUCGCAAGCAGCCCCAGUACGGCAUCAUCCGUUUGCGCAUCGGCUUCGGCCUUGGUAUUAUCAUAGCGAACUCGUUACAUGCAUUACCAAAUCACCUUUGA
Aspergillus tanneri is the source of this 1077-nucleotide messenger RNA. It is a transcript of the gene hrmA, whose product is annotated as protein hrmA. NCBI's taxonomy places the organism in Eukaryota, Fungi, Ascomycota, Eurotiomycetes, Eurotiales, Aspergillaceae. The transcript has 3 exons. Bases 1 to 1077 code for a protein of 358 amino acids. The record is from RefSeq and is a predicted model, not a curated record.